This is a messenger RNA of Malurus melanocephalus (red-backed fairy wren), 4575 nucleotides long. RefSeq names its product RP9 pre-mRNA splicing factor (gene RP9). The transcript is spliced from 6 exons. Bases 34 to 771 code for a protein of 245 amino acids. Lineage: Eukaryota; Metazoa; Chordata; Aves; Passeriformes; Maluridae. Gene Ontology annotation, biological process: RNA splicing. The record is from RefSeq and is a predicted model, not a curated record.
CCGCCGGGCGCUGCGGCUCUGCCUGCCGCGCCCAUGGCCCAGCGGGCACACAGGGGGCAGGGGCAGGACGGGGAGGAGGGAGCGGAGGAGGAGGAGGCGGCGAGGGGUAGCCAGGCGCGGGCCAGGAGCCAUGCGGAGCCUGCGGCGAGUGGCGGCAGGACCCAGGAGCGGCAUGAGAGGAAGCGGAAGAGGCAGGAGGCGCAGCAGCUCCAGAAGAUCCAGCACCUGGAGUCUUUCUAUGAGAAACCUCCCCCUGGGCUAAUUAAGGAGAAUGAAACAAAACCAGAAGACUGCAUACCUGAUGUACCAGGCAAUGAGAGUGCACGAGAAUUCCUGGCACAUGCCCCUACAAAAGGCCUUUGGAUGCCUUUGGGGAAAGAAGUCAAAGUAAUGCAGUGUUGGAGAUGUAAACGUUAUGGACACAGAACAGGAGAUAAGGAAUGCCCAUUCUUUAUUAAAGGCAAUCAGAAAUUGGAACAAUUUAGAGUUGCACAUGAAGAUCCAAUGUACGAUAUAAUAAGGGAAAACAAACGUCAUGAAAAAGAAAAGAGGAUACAGCAACUGAAGCAGCUCCUGGAGGACUCUACCUCAGAAUCUGAUAGCAGUGAUGACAGUGAUGAGGAUGAUGAAGGUGGCAGUAGCUCCACUUCCUCAGAACAUAAACACAAGAAGAAAAAGAGAAAAAAGGAAAAGAAAAAGAAAGAAAAGAAGAAGAAGAAAAAGAGGAAGCAUAAGUCAUCCAAAUCUAAUGAAAAGUCAGAAUCUGACUGACAGCAGUCACCUGCUGCAUGCUCAUUGACCUCUACUACAGCAAACUGCGAGGGAAGAUCCAAAGAAUGAGGAGGAAAACACCAGAAAGGGCUUUAUUAAACUUGAAACAUACAUGUGUAUGAACACAGCAUCCCACACGGGCAUCCUCUUCUGCCCCUCUGCAGUCAGAAAGAAGAAAGCUGCAUUAAACCAUAUCUUUGUGCUGUAAAACCCACACUGAGGGUCAUCAGUCUCAGUCAAAUGGGGCCUCUGCAGUGCUGCCUGUGACCAGCGGCAAAAAGAGGCGACCACCGAAGGAUCACCGACAAACCUGCARCAUUGGCAGACUGUCUGUUGGAGUGUCUUUACUCCAUGAAGUUAUUUUAUUAUAUACAAAGCCUUGUUGUAACAGGACUGCAGUUUGCGCCAUGCAGAGCACUGAGAGCUCACUUAGUGCUUAAAAUGAACAGAUUGUACUGUAUUUUCUUUUUUCUGCAUCCAUGCUGAAGUUCUGUGUACUUAUCCUAAUAUUGGCAGCUAGGGAAAUAAAGAGUACUGCUGCAGGGGAAAAAAGGUAAUCGAGGGGAUUUACUUUAAGACAAAAUUGCAGCAUCGACAAGACUUGAUGUUUUUUGUUUGUGUGUGUGUAACAAAACCUCARUAUCACCACCAUUAUUACACAGUACUGAAACAUACAAAGUGAAAUAGCUACAGUGUCUAAACCAUAGGAGCGGGAGCCAAGUAUAAGGAUGUUAGAUAUUCAGCUUAACUGGGAAGAGGUAAUGGGUUUAGUUAUAAAAAGGGAGGUUUCAUGGAAGAAAUUUAAAAGACUAAUUAAUGYAUAUUCUUCAGUAGCCAUUGUUUUGAUACAAGUUGAGGGAGAUGUUUCCUUUUGAAAAGGCUUGGAAGUAAUAAAUUCCAACUUUAUUUAUAUUUAUGAGAAUUAYUUGAUGAGGUAACUUUUUUUUAAUUGUCCCAAAAGAAUAUAAAUGUGUAAGGUUCUCAAAAUAGUUUUCAACUGUAUGGAUAAAACCACAGAGCAAUAGCAAAGAAUUUGUAAGCAGGAAGAAGAGAAAGCUUUGUGUACUGUGUAGAUCUUAGGUACUGACCACACAGAUCUUAUGUACUGACUACACUUUUAAAUAAUCCUACACACUCAACUAGGACAGUGGAGAUAACUAUAAACAGCAUUACAGUAAGCAACUCUCUUUGAAUCCUUAAGGUACAUUGGUACAGAGCUGUGACUUGAGGAACUAGAUGAUGGAGAUUGGUGCUGUGCAAAAGGAAAGAGAAAACUAUUUUCUUUGAAAGGACUUCUGUAGAACUUAGGCUCUGUAGUUAUACUAAUACUGAAAAAAUAAUCCUACACGAUAAAGCUCURAUGAAUUAUAGUGAAUAUUGAGAGUGAAAUCAAGGAACCAUAGACUUAAAUAUAUCUGAAAUGUUUUUUCUGCAGAGAGCUUUGGAGAAGAAGGGAAAGCAUAAAUUAAAAUGUUUUUCUCCCUUCCACAUGUCUUAAGAGUGAUUUAGUAAAAAUAACCUCCCAAUUCCUUGCCAGUCAUUCACAAUAUGUUCUGAGKAAAAACAAGAUUAAGUAGGCCUUGCCUAAAAAAAAUCUUUUUUAUCAUAUUCCCAGAGCUUGAAGGCAGAGUUGUAUUUUAGCUUGUAUUUAGCAAAUCUCCCUGUGAUGGGAUUUACUGGUGACUCGUGGUAGUCACCGGAACUUCCCUAAGYAUCAUCACAUUCUAAGGCCCUUGCUCAUUCACCAGGAAAAGAUUUAACAGCUGGAAUAGCCUGGAGAGAUUUAUAAUGGACUGGUUCUCUUGACCAGUCUGGACAGGGCUUUGGGCAACCUGGUCUAGUAGGAGGUGGCCCUGUAUGUGACAGGAGGUUGAAACUAGAUGAUCUUUACAGUCCCUUUGAACCUAAACUGUUCUAGGAUUCUUGUAUUGCUACUCUUAGUGCUGAGAUUCAUGCAUUGAUAAUUGAACAGAUGCUGGAAGCCUGAUACUCAUCUGAUGCAUUCCAAGAGAAUUCUUACUCAGGCUUGUCUAAAGCAGAGCUAGCUAAAGAUCUCUACAGUUAGUUCAGCUUUUGUCAUUUAAGAUUGUCCUGAAGCUUAGUUUAAUAAAAACAAGUUCAGUUAUUCCUUUGUAAUCCCCUCCCUUGUUAAUGGAACUUUCUUCAUAUCUACCAGAGUCUAUUAUUAGAACAAUUAAGAAAAAUGCCUCAGGACACCAUUGACUUGUAUGAUUUCUAAUUUAAAAGUUUGAGAURCUAAGUCACUCUUCUAUGCCUGACUAAAGGUCUGUUUGUAUUAGUAUCAUUCCAGUCAUGGUUAAUAGAAGAUUCCUACACAGCAGAGCAGUGCAAACUCACUGGCCUUAUUUCUGUUACUUCACUGAAAUGGUCUUUCAGCUUCUACUGCUGAGAGUAUCUCUAGUAGAAGUACUUUAAAUCAUAGGUUAGAUUUCAGUACUUAGUAGCUUUAGAUACAUAUUUUCUUUUCURUCCACUCACUUCUUGUAAACCUUGCUGUUUUCUUCAGUAAUUAACUCUUCUUCACUAUUACAAAUCCAUGGCAAUUGGCUUACACACUCUGUAUGCUAGUUUAAUUUCACACACCUUUAAUCUUGCACUAGAAGGUAUAUAAACAACUGAAUCCUGUUUGUUCUGCCUAUAUAAUUUCCAGUUUUAUAAGUCUGUGUCAUAUCCCAUACACGUAGGUCUUUACUGCAGCUCAUGAAAGUAGCAUGUAAAAAUUUAACAGUUUCAAUAGACUAAGAUUUAUAGUGGUGAUUUUAACAGCCAGGGCUAGAGUGCUAAGAAGCAUGAUUCAUGUAAUCAUUUGGCAUUUUAAACAGUGCCAAAGCUGUCAUUUAAGAUAAGUCUUUUAAAAAUACGUAGAAUAAAUACCAGCAUCCCUUUAUAUUAAUGAAAAAMACUUCUAUGUAGAAGUAAACCCUAAAAGCAGGAUAGAAAGUUGUAGUCUUGAAAGACUGACUAGCCUUAUUUUUUAAAUCUUAACCAUUUAAUGUUUCUGUUCAAGAAACAUGUUUUUCCRGCCUUCUUCAUAGACAUGUAUAUUUCCAUCUGACAGUUCUGUUGAAGCCCAAGUAGUAAUAGCUAUAUAAUUAUAUAGUCCCUUGAAAUUAAAUGUGUGAAAUGCAGCUAAAACAAACCUCAAAAGCAAUACAGCUUCCCAGGUCUUUUAUCUUAAUACUCUUGAACAUUUUUGUCAGAAAGAUAUUUCAGGAAAAAUACUGAUAUUUGUCUUAUUUAUUUGGCCAUGAAAUUAGCUGCAGUUUAUAGCCUUUUCAGUGAGACAGCCAGUGGCAGUGAGUCGGGGAAGCUGAGGACUAAAAAAAGAAUGAAUUUGUUCUUCUUUGGCAUGCCGUCAGUUAGCAUGCCACAAGCAUUACAGGCUUUUGGGGUUUGGUUUCUUUUUUUGCCAUUGGCUCUGAUCUUCCUUUGUUUGAUUUUAAUAGAAAGACCUGUAGUUAAUAUUUUCCAAUAUAAGGCAGAACAUCCGGCAUUGUAAAAGGGAAAAAUUUUCAUGCCAUCCAGGUGCUACUGCACUGAAAAUUAAAAUACAGAGUUAAUACCUGGCAAGACAACAUAACCCACAGCUCCACAUCAGCGAUUAUGCCACACCCACUUUGCAACAGAGGUUUCAGUUAGCUACAAAUAAUAGUUUAGAAAUCUUGAGCCAGAGACAGUAAGUCUGUCCAAACAAUGCUCUCAGUAUGGCAAUCUCAGAGGCCUCUAAAGUUKGUUACUGGUGUGCCAAGCAGCAAAUAGAUUCUUCAGCUGUCUUUCAGGAGA